CAUAGGGCUUUUUUAGGGCUUUAGAGGCGCUAUGCAGCUCUGCGUUUUCGAUUCUCGGCGAGGCCAGCAGGAGGGGCAUGAGCUCGACAAGGUCCUCUUCUUCUACCCGCUCGAUUGCCCGCUCCCCUCCCAGCUCUCCCUCGUCGGCCUCAGCGAGGGCCUCAUCACAUUCUCCAGGAUAUUUUCCCCCGAUAGUCCUUGCGAGUUCAUGGAGGCCGAGAGGCACGGCCACAUUUUCUACGAAUGCGAGCCAGAUAUCUGGAUGAUUUUGGUGGUCGAGAAAGAUGGCGAUGGCGACCAAGUAACCAGAGAUGGUGCUUAUAGAAGCUUACUCAGGGAGUUGUAUGGUAUUUUCAGGCUGUUCUACGGGAAGAUCUCAUCUCGCCUUGAGAAUAAUCCAGUCGCCGACGUUGUUCGCAAUUGCUUGUAUGUGUUCGUUCCCGACUAUAUUGGAGAUAUGAUGGCGGGGAAGACUUUGUGGCUUCCUACAAUCUCGGAUUCGCUCGCUGAGCAUGCGACUGUGAGGAUUCUCUCGGUGGAGCCCGACAUUCUUCUAGAGUGCCAGUCCUUGCUGGGUCUCUUGGAGUCGUGGAGUGGAGUACCUCAGCAGUCGAUGGUUCUUUUUCACAACUAUCUCAUAUCCAGCACGCUUUUACCGGCUGACACAAUGGCAAUGUACACGUAUGCUGUGUUGCGCAUGAUACCAUCAGUCGUCUCGCAAUCUUUCGCUCAAGGGUCCAAGAGGUCGUAUACUCGGCACUCGGUGCUAAACAGCGUCGUGUCCACGUUUGUGACAGAGCCCAAGCGUUCGGUGUCCUCCUUACACGAGCAAACCGUCUCGCAGCCGCUCCACCAUGACGCUUGGUGGCAAGACGUGGACGGCUUUCUCUCUAGUUUUGCUUGGGGUGCUGAUGGUCCCGGCGGUGGCGCAGUUAUUCCUAGUGUCUGGCUUCAAGAGGGAGAGAAGAUGACAUAUCUCUGUGUUUAUCAGCACAGGGCGCUAACUUUGCUAAUGUUUAUCCCCAGUGCCGAAUCGGUGGCACUUCUGAGGAAACAAAUCAUCGACCAGGCCGAUAAAAUCCAAGCGCUGGAAGAGAAGCUCACGAAGCAGUGGGGUGGGAGUAAUGCAAUGCAUGUUCCUGGAUACCGCUACAUGCACCACGACUUGAGUAGAAGAACUAUAAAAGCGUCACCUCCGAACAAGGUCGCUACGUUGGCCAAGGAGUCUCUGGCAGUCUUGAACAAGGUGAGAGGAGAACUCGACAAGGAGAAGAAUCGAUCAGAUCACACAGACAAGGAGCUCUGCUUGCGAACGAAAAACAAUGCAUGGGUUUCCGCUAGAGCCCGUGCUGGACACGAGCUCUACGUGGUACUCGAGAAAGCCAGUGACACAUUGCUAGUGGCCUCGGACGCUAUUGACAAGUUUAACAAAAGGCACUGUGAAGGCCGGCUUUCAUCAGAUUAAUCUUGUACAAAUCAACUUCAUCGCGAGAAAAAAAAUAGAGGACAUCGAAGGAAAAAGAGCUCUUUCAUUUCCAGUCUACACACAACUUUGCCAGAUUAUUUUGCCGUCCUCUUCUCCUAUCAAUCAAACCUUUUGGCU
Selaginella moellendorffii is the source of this 1603-nucleotide messenger RNA. Its product is annotated as vacuolar fusion protein CCZ1 homolog. The transcript has 9 exons. Gene Ontology annotation, cellular component: Mon1-Ccz1 complex; intracellular membrane-bounded organelle. Gene Ontology annotation, biological process: vesicle-mediated transport. The record is from RefSeq and is a predicted model, not a curated record. Bases 32 to 1465 code for a protein of 477 amino acids. Lineage: Eukaryota; Viridiplantae; Streptophyta; Lycopodiopsida; Selaginellales; Selaginellaceae.